AUGAGAUUUGGUUGUGUAGGACAUGGUGAUAGUGAAGAGACUCCAUGCGAUGUGGUAAUACUGGCCACGGGUUAUAAAUUAACAUUUCCAUUCAUAUCGCAAGACCUAAUCUCUACCACCAACAACAAGGUUGAACUAUUCAAAUAUGUGUUCUCACCGGCGCUGACACAUCCCAAGACACUGGCCUUCAUAUCGCUAAUACAACCGAUCGGUCCGAUUGUGCCGAUCGGCGAAUUACAGUCGCGAUGGUUCGCCCAACUCAUGGCCGGCAAGCGAUCGCUGCCCAGCCGUCAGGAGAUGAGGGCCGACAUCGCUGUGAAACGACAGGCGAUGAAACGCUACUACGAGUCGGAGCGGCACACCAUUCAAGUGGAUUGGCUUAACUUCAUGGACGAGUUGGCACAACAGGUGGGCGUCAAACCAAACAUUACGAAAUAUUUUUUCACCGACAAGGAGUUGUGGCGGGCGCUCAUGUUUGGCCCGGCGCUGCCCUACCAGUACCGGCUCGAAGGUCCGCACUCGUGGUCCGGCGCCAGAGAGGCCCUACUGUCCGCUGAGGAGCGCAUUGACUCUCCGUUGGCCACAAAACAACCUGUUGUUCGUGAUAGUCGUGACAAAUAUAAAAUAUGUCUACUCUACACCUAA
This is a messenger RNA of Medioppia subpectinata, 645 nucleotides long. NCBI's taxonomy places the organism in Eukaryota, Metazoa, Arthropoda, Arachnida, Sarcoptiformes, Oppiidae. The record is from the annotation of a GenBank genome assembly.